CAACUCCCAGAAGCCCUUUGGGUGUCGGUCUGGCUCUGAAAGUGAAAACAAACUUCAGGGCUGCCCGUUUCAGGGAGGGAAAGCGCCACAUGUUUCGUUUCUCUUUUGUUUCCGCUCCGGGAGCCUAGUGAUGCGUAAAGGGAGCGGGCGAGAACCGCCUUCCCAAGCGGGGCAGCAGGAGGAGCGCGCAAGUUCUCCGCGCCGGGCUUGAAGCCAAGGAAACUCCGGCUGGAAGGCCGGGCAAGAAGCGGCAGCCGCUGCUGCCGCCCGGUGCAUGCAGUACGCCUCGAAGGAGCCGCGCGGGCGACCUGCGAACGGGAGUCCGGUUCCCGCUGCGCCGCCAGCCGCCCUUGGAGCGAGGGGCUUUGGGUGCAUCUCUCCCGCUUUCUCCUGAAGCAUGUGGGGCUGAAGGGGGGGAAGCAGCGAUUUCUCUGCAACCCCCGGAGCAAUAAAUAAACAUGGAGGCGACGGCUGCUGCUGCUGCUGCAGAAGAGAAGCCAGGUGGCGAGGAGCAGAACCCCCCGGGCUCCGGCGCGGAGGCCCCGGCAGAUUCCUCCAUGGACGCCUGCCUGCGAUCUCAGGGGUUGCACCGCAAGCGAGUGGCGAAGGACGGGUCAUGUCUCUUCCGAGCCGUGGCGGAGCAGGUUUUCCAUUCCCAGGCUCAACAUCUGGACAUUAGGAUGGCCUGUAUACACUUCCUGCGGAACAACAGAGAGCAUUUUGAAGCGUUUAUAGAGGGACCAUUUGAAGAAUACCUGAAGAGUCUUGAAAAUCCUCAGGAAUGGGUUGGACAAGUGGAAAUAAGUGCCCUUUCUCUUAUGUACAGAAAAGACUUCAUAAUAUAUCAGGAACCAAAUUCUGCUCCUUCACGUGUAACUGAAAAUGGCUUUCCUGACAAGGUAUUGCUGUGUUUCACCAGUGGAAGCCACUACGAUAUUGUCUAUCCAGUAGAAUACACGGUCAAUGCUGCUCUUUGCCAGUCUAUUCUGUAUGAAAUGCUGUAUGAGAAGGUGUUUGGUCUCGAUGUGAGUAAAAUCUUAAAAGAACUCAGCCCUCCUGAAGUGACUAAGGAUGCCGACGGAAACAGUGAAGCGUCUGAUUCAGAGGAUGGAGACAUGGAAAGUGAAAUGGCUGCAACAAAUAAUACCAAUGGAUUGAAGCCACCUGAAGGCAAACAGCAGCUUCACAAACGUGGAAGAUCCAACUCCCUUACCUUACCUAGAGGAGUUCUUAGGUCACUGAAUCCGUCAGUCUACCAAAAUAUUGAAUAUGAAGCCUGGCAGCAGUCAAAACGAGAUCAGCAAAAGCAAGAUUUCUCUAUUGCUGCUGGCAUGCAGUAUUCAGUUGGUGAUAAAUGCAAAGUACGUUUAGACCAAAGUGGAAGAUUCUAUAAUGCUCACAUCCAAGAAGUACAGUCUCCAAACGGGCCAGUUGUUGUUUUUGUGGAAGAGCUUGGUGCCAAGCAUUCCGUACUCCUGAAGAACCUUAAGCCAAUCCCACAAGCAGCUCCUCUGGAAAGCUGGAACACUGUGCCAGGGAAGAAGAUAAAAAAGCCAAUUUCACCACAUGGACAGUUUAGUCAUUUUGAUGGAGACUUCAGAGGGUCAAAGAAUCCAAACAAGCCAAUGAAAAACCCAUCAGGGCUGCCUCCUCGACUGCAUGGCACGAAGCAGCAUCACAUGUCCUGCCCUGGGAUUUAUUUCCAGCAAACUUCUCCUGAACACAGCACUCCAGGCAGAAAUCCCUCGCAGGCAUUAAGAAGGGCAGGUCGUGAGAGAGCAGAAGACUUGGAGUAUACGAACAGCAGAGAUUGUAACUACUUUGGCCUUUCUCCAGAGGAGCGCCGGGAGAGGGAGGCCAUAGAGGAAACACAUUCACUUUAUGAAAUUCAGUUCUGGGAUGAAGUAGCCUUUCCUGCGCUUUCGAACCCAUCAGUGUCUCAGGUAGCUACUCAAACUACUGAUAACACUGGAUGGAGAAAACACCGAGCAUCUAAUGGUGGAGGAGGAGGAAGAAGAAGAAGUAGUUUGAAAGAAGAGAAGGGGAAAAGCAAAAAUGCGGAAGCAAAAGAGGAAAAAGAAUCUAACCCUGGGCAGAUCCUCAUAGAUCAGAAUUUUGAGCCAAAAAUAUCUGAGAACCAUGGAGAAGCUUCACGAAUAUCGCCUCCCUCAGGUCAUGGGGAUUCACAAUCCCCAUUUUUGGAACAAAGCUUCCAGGAACACAUACCAGGCGUGACUCCUCCUCCUCCAUCUUUGGCCUUUCACGAGAUGCAUUUGCCUCCUCCAGUGCCUUCUGUGCCAGCCGUUGUGCCAGCUUGGCCAAAUGAGCCAACAACCUAUGGACCAACAGGUCUUCCACCUCAAAUACCUGUGUCCUCAGUGAUGCCGACGCCGGUGACUGGGCUAGAUCCCGCUCUGUCCCCAGUCCAUGUGACCUCCAGUCCAGUUACUGGCAUUCCAGUAUCGCUCCAAACAGUGAACCAGCCUCUAAUGCCUGUGCCUCAAACCAUGAACCUUUACCAGGACCCACUUUACCCUGGAUUCCCUCUAAACGAAAAGGGGGAGCGAGUCGGUACACCACCUUACUCCUUGUGCAGCACAGGGGAGGAUCUUCCCAAUGAUAAAAAUAUCCUCCGAUUUUUCUUCAACCUUGGUGUAAAGGCGUACAGUUGCCCCAUGUGGGCCCCUCACUCGUAUCUGUACCCUCUUCAUCAGGCUUGCCUAACAGCCUGCCGAAUGUACCCGAAGGUGUCCCUGGCAGUGUAUUCCCACAACCCUUGGAUACAAGAGGUUUCUUUAUCUCAGAAUGGAAAUGAAGCCGCCCGAAUAGACGGACACUUGCCUGGACAGAAUGAAGUUGGAAUGAAUGGCCAAAGUCCGCAGACUGACACCCGGCCUCCAUCUGUGCCCCUCUUCAUACCUGCUGCUCAAGUGCCUGAAAGCCAAGGACUUGUCUGUGUAGAGUCUGAGAAUCUAGGGCAAGGCCUUCCUGCUGAAUACGAGGAGUCCUUCGGGGGCCAAAGCAUGUUCCCACAACCUCAGUUUGGGCAGAAUCAAUUUCUAGGACCUGUUCCUGUUGCACCACUGUACUCUCAACUUUGGUAUGGGUAUCCUGUUCAGGGCUAUGUUGACAAUUCUGGGGUGAGACAAGUGGUUGUGCCCCCUGUGGACAAGAGAGCUGAUGAGGGCCUUGCUGCAGUGACGGGAUAUGCGGAGUCGUUUCAGAAGGCAAGGAGUGAAAACAGCACCCAAGGCUUACCUCUCUCUGCAGCCACUGCAAAGAGUGACUGUAACGUUCUAAAUAAAACCUCAACCAGAGUGCCUAGGGAGAAGCAGGCUUGUCCUGCUGCACCAUCUGCUACACAAGCAGAGCCUCUACUCCAAAACCCAUCCACAGAGAUGCAGGACAGCAGAAGACAAGUGGUGUCAACGCCAAAAAGAGAAUUGAAAAACACUGCUUUUAGCCAUAAAGAGAAGAAUGACCAAGCCAGUGCAGGCCUGGAGGAUUGUCGGGUACAAAGGCCAAGGGAAGAGAGUUCUGAAGAUGAGCAUGAAGUGUGUGAUAUGCUGAGGAGUGGCCGGUCAAAACAGUUUUAUAACCAAACUUAUGGAGGUGGCAGAAGGCCUAGAGGUGAAUGGGGCUACCCUCCUGGACGGGGAGGAUACCAUUACUCGAGAAAUGAAGAAACCUGGAGGGGACCACACAGCAGAAGCAGAGAUGAUGGCUUUCAGUAUCACCGCAAUUAUAGAGGAAGGCCAUAUCGGAAUGACAGAAGAAGAGCAAACAUGGGAGAUUGUUAUCGUGGGCAGCAGCUGCCUUAAGAGUACUUCUUCUGGAAGGUUUCAACAUGCACAUGCAUAUUGGAAUGUGCCCCAAGGUUUCCCCUUUUUGUUUUCUUUAAAGAGAGGAAUUCCCUUUUGUAUUUUUGAAGAGUGACGUGAGGCCCAAGGGGAAUAACCUCAUGAGCGUUAAAUAACUUUUGGAAAUUAAAAAUAUAAAUAAAUAAAUGCUAGUUGGUUUAUUUAAAUUCCAAAAACUAUAUAAACUAUUGUGUUUAAAAUAUUGAAAGGUAGGUUUGGUGUUUGGACCUUUUCUUUGGAAUUUAUAAUAGAAAAAAGUGGCUACAAUGGAAACCUACUGCAGUUGAGUAUUUUGACAGAUGACAGUGAAGAAUGUUGAACCAAAUAGAAUGUAUGUCCUCGCAUACUGCAUCUUGGGUCUUAACACUUGUAGCUUUCUGGACAGUUGACUUUGAUGUGCUUCCAAUCCAAAGGCCUUUCAUCUCAAAAAUCUGUGAAACUUGAACAUGUGAGGUUGCAUUUUGCUUCAAUUAAGAUGCCACAUAUGGUAGUCGACUAUCCUCGUGUGUCCUAGGUGGUUGAUAGUGUCUGACUCAUAGGGGUAUAUAUUUUUUUAAUUUUAUAAAGCAUUUCUUGAACUUGUAAAAAGCAAUCGAGAAUACUCGUGUAUAAACUGGUAGGAAGUUUUGGUGAAUUCUUCCAGGCAGUCUUAACACUGGUAUGAUUGUAAUGGUGCCUAUGCCAACUAUGUACCCUCAACAAAAGUAGAUGCUGUGCAUUUCCAAAAUAGUUUUGCAACUGUUACAACAGAACUUUUAAGAUACUUUUGCACUGACAAAUCCUUAAAACACUUGCUAUGUGAGAAAUGCAUGGGCUAGAUGUAAGCUUCCCUUUUCUGUUUAAGCAAGGCUUAGGCAGUGAGUUGCUGUUAAGCCUCCUCUGCCCCAUUACACUGUGGAAAUGUUUGUAUUGUUUGUUCUUGCCUUUUUUUAAAGCCUCCUUCCUGCCUAUAUAUAUAAAUAUAUAUAAAGCCUGGUUUCCCAUCUUUGAGUGGGAGAUUUCUAAUUUACAUUACACUAUCAAUCUGGUUGCUUUCUUUUGCCUUACAAAGCACUGAAAUAUGUGCUCCAUUUUUUUUCUCUCUGUAAAGUUGAACUGUGUAUAUUUGUGUGUGUAUAUCAGUGGAGAAGGUGAUGGCUACUACUAUUUUGUGUCCAAGAGAUUGUAUAACUUCCAUCAGGAGACUUGAAUGAUACUGUUUGUGAACACCCUUCUGAUGCAUGCUAUAAUUAAAAAAGUUUUGUUUUUUCUGAA
Molecule: messenger RNA, 5114 nt
Organism: Lacerta agilis (Sand lizard)
Lineage: Eukaryota; Metazoa; Chordata; Lepidosauria; Squamata; Lacertidae
Gene: OTUD4
Product: OTU deubiquitinase 4
Exons: 21
Coding region: 459-3821 (1120 amino acids)
Biological process (GO): negative regulation of interleukin-1-mediated signaling pathway; protein deubiquitination; regulation of protein K48-linked deubiquitination
Molecular function (GO): cysteine-type deubiquitinase activity; K63-linked deubiquitinase activity
Source: RefSeq, a predicted model, not a curated record